Kluyveromyces lactis is the source of this 612-nucleotide messenger RNA. RefSeq lists its product as uncharacterized. Gene Ontology annotation, biological process: siderophore transport. The transcript has a single exon. Lineage: Eukaryota; Fungi; Ascomycota; Saccharomycetes; Saccharomycetales; Saccharomycetaceae. The record is from RefSeq and is a predicted model, not a curated record. Gene Ontology annotation, cellular component: fungal-type cell wall. Bases 1 to 612 code for a protein of 203 amino acids.
AUGAAGUUCUCUACCGUCGCUGCUACUGCCUUGGCUGCUUCUUCCUCCGCCUUGGCUGCUCAAACUGUCAUCACCGCUACCAACGAUGGUGUCGUUUACACCAAGACCAUUGAUUUGGCCGAGACAGAUGCCACUUUGGCCCCAGGUGAAUACUUGACCUCCAUUGUUGUUACCAGAGGUGACACUGUCUACACCAAGGUUAUCACUGAAUCUUCUGCUGCUGCCACUGAAGAAACCACCGCUGCUGCUGAAGAAACCACUGCUGCUGCUGAAACCACUUCUGCCGCUGCUGAAACCACCACUGCUGCCCCAGCUGAAGAAACCUCUUCCGCUCAAGAAUCUGAAACCAUCACCUUGACUUUGUCUAAGAACGGUCACUGGUUCACCAAGACUGUCACCCAAGCAGUCGGUUACGUCUGGACCGGUGAAGACACCGCUAACUGGACUGGUACCCCAUCUUGGUUGUCUAACAUAACCACCUCUACUUCCGCUGCUGAAACCACUGAAGCUGCUUCUUCCACUGCUGAAGUUGCCACUUACACUGGUGCUGCUGCUCUAGCUUCCGUCGGUACCGGUUUGUUGGGUGUCGCUGUCGCUGGUUUGUUGAUCUAA